Microtus oregoni (creeping vole) is the source of this 2310-nucleotide messenger RNA. RefSeq names its product TLC domain containing 3B (gene Tlcd3b). The coding region runs from base 772 to 1599 and encodes 275 amino acids. Gene Ontology annotation, cellular component: endoplasmic reticulum; membrane. Gene Ontology annotation, molecular function: sphingosine N-acyltransferase activity. The transcript has 5 exons. The record is from RefSeq and is a predicted model, not a curated record. Lineage: Eukaryota; Metazoa; Chordata; Mammalia; Rodentia; Cricetidae. Gene Ontology annotation, biological process: ceramide biosynthetic process; lipid homeostasis.
UGUGGCUCAGAGCUGCAUGGGAGACAAAGCUGCCGCAGGUCCGGUUUCUUGGUGUCUGGUCGGUGCCAUCAUUUCCCUCCCCCUCUCCCACCCUCCCUAAGCUGGUGGCUUCCCCUCCCCCUCCCCCUCCUCACAGAGGGGGCAGGGGGCUGGGCACCAACUCUGCCAUGCCAUGUGCAGUGUCCGCACAGGGCAUUGGGGCUGUGGCAGCAGCAGGAGGAGGCGGUGGUGGCCUGUGGUGGCGGGAGAGCCGCGUUGACUGGUGACCAGUUGCCCGGCUGCUCUCGGCUUGCCUCGGUCCUUCCCACCCUCCCUUUUUCUGGGCUGGCACCAUCAUCCCCCCCCCCCCCCGCCUCCUUGGGCCCUCCCAGCCUCUCCACGUAAGCCCCCCCACCUGCCGCGGCUCUCCCUCCCCUCCCCCAACUGCAUCCUCCUCCUCCUCCUCCUGUCCCCUCUCCUGCUUGGUCCUCUCACCAGGUCCUCCCUUGGUCGUCUCUUCCCAUCCCUCUCACUGGCAUCCUCCCACCCCCUCUCUACUCUGCCUAGCUAGCUUUCUUUCUGUGUCCCCAGUCUCAUUGAAAUCCCUUUCUCCCUUGCCCUGGACUAGCCCUCUUGUCCCAUCCUGUCCCCGCCCUGGCCCCUUUGUGCCUCCCCUUCCCUCUUUCUCUCUCCUUCUCUGGCUUGCCAUCCCUUCUCCACCUCUGACUCCCUCAGUUUGGCUUUCUUGUCCUUUCUGGCCCCUCUGGUCUCCCUGCCUGGGUCCAAGUCACCAUGCUCACCCCAAUGGUGGCUGGGGGGGUGGUGUUCCCCGGACUCUUCCUCUUAUCCAAGAACACGCUCCAGAGGCUGCCCCAGCUGCGCUGGGAGGAAGCCGAUGCUGUCAUUGUCUCCGCCAGGCUGGUGUCCUCUGUCCAAGCCAUCAUGGCCUCCACAGCUGGCUACAUAGUCUCCACCUCCUGCAAGCACAUCAUUGACGACCAGCACUGGCUGUCCUCGGCCUACACACAGUUUGCGGUUCCUUACUUCAUCUAUGACAUCUACGCCAUGUUCCUCUGCCAUUGGCACAAACAUCAGGUCAAAGGGCACGGAGGGGAAGACGGGACGCCCAGAGCCCUGGGCAGCACCUGGGCCGUGGUCCGCGGCUACCUGCACAAGGAGUUCCUCAUGGUGCUCCACCACGCGGCCAUGGUGCUGGUGUGCUUCCCACUCUCGGUGGUGUGGCGGCAGGGCAAGGGGGAUUUCUUUCUGGGCUGCAUGUUGAUGGCCGAAGUGAGCACGCCCUUCGUCUGCCUGGGCAAGAUCCUCAUCCAGUACAAGCAACAGCACACGUUGCUGCACAAGGUGAACGGCGCCCUGAUGCUGCUCAGCUUCCUGUGUUGCCGGGUGCUGCUCUUCCCCUACCUGUAUUGGGCCUACGGGCGCCAUGCCGGCCUGCCCCUGCUCUCCGUGCCCCUGGCCAUCCCGGCCCACGUCAACCUGGGCGCCGCGCUGCUCCUCGCACCCCAGCUGUACUGGUUCUUCCUCAUUUGCCGCGGGGCCUGCCGCCUCUUCCGACCCCGAGGUCCCCCACCACCCUCUCCCUGUCAGACUCAGGACUGAGGCUGGGGCUUGGGAGCCCUCCUCCCCAGCCCCGCGGAGACAGGGCUUUGGGGCCAGUGGGUUGGGGGUGAGAGCCAGGAGUCCCUUGCCUUGACAACCCCAAGACAGAAAGACUCAGAACAGGGAGGAGCUAAAUACCCUCAGGAGCUGAGGUCGGAGGAGUGGAAGGCAGGGAGAGAGGGGACCGGACCGGGAUGAAGAGCUUCUUUCGGCCUCUGUGCUAACAGAAGGAAGGGAAGUGGGAGUGUCAGACAUUGUACUGAGGUCUGGAGAGCUGGGCUCAGUGGGACCAAGGUGUCAAGGGACAAGGGGGUAAGCCCCGCUGCUAAGGACAUCCCAGCUCCGCUGCUGCAAAUCCCUCCCUGCUCCCCAUCACCUGGGAGAGAGAAGACACCCUAACUCAUCCCAUGUGGGCAGGUGACCCCUACAGUUCCUUCCUGCAGAGACCGAUGUGAGGAACCUUAUUUAUUUUUUCGCCUGUCUCUGAUUUGUUGGGGUAGGGGGAGGAAGGUGAAGGCUCCCUUACAACCUUCCCAGUGCUGAGCAACCCUGGGGGCAGGCAAGGGCGCCAGCCCCUUCUUAGGCUGCACAUUUCGCCCUCGGGCCCUGGCUUGUCCCUGGUGCUACAGAUCUCUCAUGGCUUCCUCCGGUCUGGGGUCACAGACCCUGGGAGGUGCUUUUACAGACCGCUAAUAAAGACGAUCUUCGUGA